Messenger RNA from Condylostylus longicornis, 501 nucleotides. RefSeq lists its product as uncharacterized. NCBI's taxonomy places the organism in Eukaryota, Metazoa, Arthropoda, Insecta, Diptera, Dolichopodidae. The coding region runs from base 1 to 501 and encodes 166 amino acids. The record is from RefSeq and is a predicted model, not a curated record. The transcript has 2 exons.
AUGAAGAUAACCUUGAUCCCCGACGAGAAACCCUCCGACAACGAGAAACCCUCCGACAACGAGCCCUCCGACAACGAGCCAUCCGACAACGAGCCCUCCGACAACAAGCCCUCCGACAACAAGCCCUCCGACAACGAUUCUUCCGACAACGAUUCUUCCGACGACGAUUCCUCCAAUGACGAUUCCUCUAACGACGAUUCCUCCUUCCUCUUCGAAAUCAUGACAUUUUUCGAUGAAGACUCCGCCAAAAGAACAUACAUUAAAAAAAGAAAAAAAAUAUCAGAGAGUGAGUUGCAGGGCAACGUGGAUGAGCUGUUGGGCGCCACCCCAGUUCAGGCUCACUCCAUGACACUGAGGAAUCCAUCCAAGAGACAGAAACAAGAUAGAAAUCUUUUCAAAGACUCGAGUUUCAGUGCAGCAGAUCGUGUGAGCAAGGAAACUGACUCUCUUGUCGGGCGACCAGAUCUCGUGCUGUCGAAAGGGGACGUUCUUAGAAAAUGA